AGCAGAGGAACUGUGAGAAAGAGAUAAUCGCACUUGCUCACCCCGAGGGUUACCUGUGACACCCUCGCGAUGACAAGAGGGCCCAGCGAAAGGGGGCCGUGUAAAGGGACUUUGGAUGGUAUAGUAGCAGAUCAUUCAUAAAACGUCCAGAGUGCGUCUUUUUUUUAUGCUUUCCGUGAUUUGGAGUUGUUCCUGUGGAGUUACCUGGGCUGGGAUCGAUCGGAGAAUAAGCGAACCGAGUUACUCAUCAGCUCUACAAAUCGUUGCAUGAAACUGAGUGCGGGGCCGCAAUGAGUCGGAGAACAAGACGCUGGAUUUUAAGAGUUUUACUUUGUCUGGGGAUUGUUUAUCUGAAAAUUGGUGGCUUCUCAUCGGUGGUGGCCCUAGGUGCGAGUAUAAUCUGUAACAAGAUCCCCGGUUUGGCCCCCAGACAACGGAUUAUCUGCCAAAGUCGCCCCGAUGCCAUUAUCGUCAUCGGAGAGGGAGCCCAAAUGGGCAUCAACGAGUGUCAGUUUCAGUUCAAAAAUGGGCGCUGGAACUGCUCUGCGCUUGGAGAGAGGACAGUCUUCGGAAAAGAGUUGAAAGUGGGUAGUAAAGAGGCUGCAUUUACCUAUGCCAUCAUUGCUGCAGGGGUGGCCCAUGCUAUUACUGCUGCCUGCACACAGGGUAACCUAAGUGACUGUAGCUGUGACAAGGAGAAGCAGGGUUUCUACAGUAAAGACCAAGGCUGGAAGUGGGGAGGAUGCUCGGCAGACAUCAGCUACGGCCUGGGCUUCUCCAAAGUAUUUAUCGAUGCUCGGGAGGUCAAACAGAAUGCAAGGACACUCAUGAACCUCCAUAAUAAUGAGGUUGGACGCAAGGUCCUGGAGAAGAACAUGCGACUGGAAUGCAAGUGUCAUGGUGUUUCAGGCUCCUGCACCACAAAAACCUGCUGGACUACACUUCCCAAGUUCCGCGAGCUCGGUUACAUUCUCAAGGAGAAGUAUGCCCAUGCAGUGCACGUGGAACCGGUCAAAGCCAGCCGCAACAAGCGCCCUAAAUUCCUCAAGAUCAAGAAGCCUUACUCUUACCGGAAGCCAAUGGAUACAGACCUGGUGUACAUAGACAAGUCUCCUAACUACUGUGAGGUAGACCAUGUGACGGGGAGCCUGGGGACCCAGGGCAGGGUGUGUAACAAGACUAUGAUGCAGCACAUCAGCGGCUGCGACUUGAUGUGCUGUGGCCGCGGCUACAACACACACCAGUACUCCCGCGUUUGGCAAUGCAACUGCAAGUUCCUGUGGUGCUGCUACGUCAAAUGCAACACCUGCAGUGAGAGGACAGAGGUGUACACGUGUAAAUGAGAGUAUUUAUUGGAUGGUGUAUGCAUGAGGAUGUGUGUGUGUGUGUGUGUGUGCGUGUGUGUGUGUGGGCAUUUGAGUUUUGUGUUUUUAAGGACAAACUGGAACUGUUAAACGUUACAGGAGGAGGGUGGUUUCUGCAGUCUGCUGACACGUAAUGAGGAACUACUGAACUGUACAUACAGCAACCUAAAGAUGGGGCAUCAUGAUUCUUUUGCACACAAAGUUCUUCACCCAUCUUUGUGGACGUUUGUGUUUGCUGGACUGUAGUGUUGGAACAAAACACCAUAAAGGGAAAAACUGUACCCCGGCACAUGCACACAGUGUGAGUCACAGAAGCAAACUGUCAAGACUUUAUUAAGCUAUAUGGACAUGAACUUUUUUUUUUUUUUUUUUUUUUUUACUCUUUACUAUGCCAUUGCAAAUGAAUAAUGAUGGAUGUGAUUGCUGUGCAGGGUACACUGCUGUUGUUGUCACUUCCUGUGCACAGAUGAAAUGACACAGGCAUUUGGAAUAUUUAACAAACUGUAUUUAGAGAAUGAAAAUAAUUAAUAUUAAUUUAUUCUAUAAAAGAACUACUGAUUUUGUCCAUUAUGGAUCAAAAACAACUAAAUGUUUGGAGGUUUUAGUUUAUUAUUCAAGCGAUCGAAACUUGUUUGCAGUUAACACACUGGAUAAGAAUCUGCCUGGAAUAAUAUUUUAUGCUGUAGAAAAACGUUCCAGAUGAAAAUGGUGUAGAAUACUUACACUGACCUUCUGACCUUUUCAGGAGUUUGUCUUCCUUCUGUUUGCUGCUAGUCUAGAGAAUCCCACUUGUUGAGGUAGAAGGCUACACGCUCUACUGACUGUCUUCAAUGACAUUGCUCACUUCAAGCUGAUUUAACUUAACAGGUCUUAUUCACUGAUCAAAACGCAGGCACAUUCCCCACUUUUGGUAAAUAUUGGUUAAUAGAGUAUAUUUUGUAAAAGCCUAUUUUUAUAUGAAUGUCUUAUUUAUAUGUUUUGCAUAUUCAAUGUCAAGUUCUUGCCCCUGGUUUUAAAACUUUGUGAAAAAAAAGCUGAUAUGUGUAAGUUGGCCCCUGCUGUCACUGCCAUAGUUGUAUAUUGUAAGUGAUAGGAACUGUUUCUAUGUGCCUGUGUUCAAACAUCUGUGUUUUCUGCAUUUCAUGACUACUACUGAUGGAAUACAGGAACAGAAUAACACUAAUGAGACAUCAUUUCCAUUAUUGCUUCCUGACGUGUCAUUUUCAUUUUGAUCAUGAUAAAAUGACAAUAGAAAACGUCAUUAAAAAAAAAACCUCCUACAUGGAAAUUGCUGCUUUUGGAAACAGCUAAAGUGUUCUGUAAAUGUUAUACUUCAAAUCUGAGGUAUGAUUUGGAAAAAGUUGAAAGGGUGUCUGCUUGGCCUUAUAAAUUUUUAAAAUUUUAAGGCUUAAAAUGUCUUAAAAUGGAUUAGAAUUAGCUUUUGGUUGAAGCUUAAUAUACUCCCAAAAGGCAGGAAAAGACUCCAAUGUGGAAUUUUGGUUUUGCGGAUAUUUAAGUCCUAUCAGAAGUCAGAAUAAAACCACUGUACAAAGCCACCAGCAAACACCUGCCUUCACUCAAUAUUUUUCUUUCUUCACACAUGAAAUAGCUCUUAAAUUGCAUUCAUAAUGAUCUUAAAAGGUCUUACAAUGUCUUAAAUUCUUCAUGUUGAAACCUGCAGAAACACUGGUUCACAUAUUCUUGCUUUAAUCUAGUGUGGGCUGAACGUUUACAACUCACAUCAUUUCAAUUAC
Sphaeramia orbicularis (orbiculate cardinalfish) is the source of this 3118-nucleotide messenger RNA. RefSeq names its product protein Wnt-7a-like. The record is from RefSeq and is a predicted model, not a curated record. Lineage: Eukaryota; Metazoa; Chordata; Actinopteri; Kurtiformes; Apogonidae. Gene Ontology annotation, molecular function: cytokine activity; frizzled binding. Gene Ontology annotation, cellular component: extracellular region. The transcript is spliced from 4 exons. Gene Ontology annotation, biological process: canonical Wnt signaling pathway; neuron differentiation; positive regulation of JNK cascade. The coding region runs from base 291 to 1343 and encodes 350 amino acids.